Molecule: messenger RNA, 492 nt
Organism: Oikopleura dioica
Lineage: Eukaryota; Metazoa; Chordata; Appendicularia; Copelata; Oikopleuridae
Source: the annotation of a GenBank genome assembly
AUGCCCGGGCUUGUCACACUUGUCUCGCAAGACAACCAGAAAAUUGAGGUUGAGCUCAAUGUCAUCAGACAAUCAAAGGUCAUCUCCGGAAUGCUCCAAGACCUUGGUGAGGAUGAAGAUACCGAGUACCCCAUUCCCAACGUCUCCCACGCCAUUUUGAAGAAAAUCAUCGAAUGGUGCGAAGAGCACAAAGAUGACGCCCCGAUCGAUGAUGAAGACCCGAACUACCAAGAAAAGAAGCGAACCCAGGAAGUGCCCCGAUGGGACGCAGAAUUCCUCAAGGUCGACCAAGGAACGCUCUUUGAAAUCAUCCUCGCUGCCAACUACCUUGAUAUCGGCCGCCUUCUGGACUUUGCCUGCAUGACUGUUGCAGAUCAAAUCCGCGGCAAGACACCAGAAGAAAUCCGUAAGCACUUCAACAUCAAGAACGACUUCACCGAGGAAGAAAUGGAGCAGAUCAAGAAAGAGAACGAAUGGUGCGAGGGCAACUAA